CGACCUGAAGCGGGAUUUGCUAGAGUGAUUACUCGCUCCUCAGUGUCCACGUUGUGCAGGUUUCUCCUCCUCCUCCUGGUGCUGUUGACACCCCAGCUCGAUUCCUCCAGCCCCAGGCGAGCUCCUGACCCAUCAAGCCCCAUGGCUACAUGCUGAUGACUAGGGACUCCAAGUUGCAGACCGAGGAUUGUAGCAAAAGUAGCAGGAAUAUGAUGGAUUCGGCUCGGAAGGGUACAAGGCCCAAAGCUGGGGCUGUUCGCUUUGGGCCUGAGAGCCAUGAGGAGGGAGCAGCCAAUCACGUUCACUUUGAAGAGAAAUUGCACGAUUCUGUUGUCAUGGUAACCCAAGAGGACGAUGGCAGCUUCUUAGUGAAGGUUGGUUUCUUGAAGAUCAGUCACAAAUAUGAAAUCACGUUUCUGCUGCCAGUUUCCCAGAACCUGCGGCAAGAGACCCACUCUGUCCCCCUGGCUAACCUUUACCUGAAGCUGAUUGACAUUGCUCCAGUAGCAGAAGGUUAUCGAGUCAAAUGCGAGUACAUUGCCCACAAGGAAGGCGUAAUCAGAGAAGAAAUGGUCAUGGCCAGCAAGAUCAGUGAUUGUCCCCCUGUAAAAGUUACGUUGCAGGCCCGAGUCCUGGACCGUCUGCAUGGAACCCCGAUGCUGCUGGAAGGUGUCAAAUGCGUAGGCUCAGAACCAGAGUACGAUUCCGAGCAAAGUGACUGGCAGGGAUUCGAUUAGCUGACGCCAGAACACUGUGCUCCUUUCGACCACAACAGCCAGGCUGUGUUCCCACACGAAGCUGUGCUCGCUAAGCUGUGAAGUGACUCGCAAAGUUUAUUUCAACUGAAGAUCAGUCUUUCUCGCUCUCCCUCUUUAUUUUAGUACUCCAGUUUUCUGCUUGUAAAUGUUAUACUCCUCUGGGAGCUAAACUUUUUUAAAAAAAAGUGAAGGAAACUUCCACAAUGUCUGUCCUCUUAAUUUUGACUGGUUCUCUCCUAUGUUGCCAUUUAUGGAAUUAAUCAGAGGAUAUACCCGUAGAAUGUACAGUGGAGUACCAUUCAGAAUGUGUUUAUUUUGUCAUAUUGGAAAAUAAAUAAAUGAAAUCCAUUCUUAAUUUA
Messenger RNA from Stegostoma tigrinum, 1117 nucleotides. RefSeq names its product adipose secreted signaling protein (gene adisspb). Bases 150 to 737 code for a protein of 195 amino acids. The transcript is spliced from 5 exons. NCBI's taxonomy places the organism in Eukaryota, Metazoa, Chordata, Chondrichthyes, Orectolobiformes, Stegostomatidae. The record is from RefSeq and is a predicted model, not a curated record.